Messenger RNA from Gasterosteus aculeatus aculeatus (three-spined stickleback), 3198 nucleotides. RefSeq names its product trafficking protein particle complex subunit 12 (gene trappc12). Gene Ontology annotation, cellular component: TRAPP complex; Golgi apparatus. Gene Ontology annotation, molecular function: protein binding. NCBI's taxonomy places the organism in Eukaryota, Metazoa, Chordata, Actinopteri, Perciformes, Gasterosteidae. The record is from RefSeq and is a predicted model, not a curated record.
UGUGUCUCCUCUGGCUUGCCGUACAUGCAAAGGUCCUUCGAAGCUGCGCAUGCGUACUAGAGUCAUAUCUGUCAGUGCAGGAAGGAGCAGUAAGAUGGACGGUGGGAUCGCGCCUGCUCCGCGGCCAGUCACGUUGGACAUCACAGUGGAAGAUGUGACUGAAGAAGCCCCGCAGCCCACCAGCCAGACCCCCUGCAGAGAACUUCUUCCCCAGGUAGACAGCAUCGACCUGGACGGGGGGUUUGUUACCCCUCAGGAGGACAGCAGUGCUACACCUUCAGACAGCCUGAUGGACAAGCUCAACGACCAGAUGAUGGAGAGCGUCAUGAUUUCUGACUCGCCUAAUAACAGCGAGGAGGAUGAGGUGGCUCCCAUGGACUCCCUUCUGGAUGGAGCAGAGAAGGAAGAGGACGCUUCGGGCGACGAAAACGGGCAAAGUGAAAUCGGUCAAAAUACAACUGAGAUCAAGUUUUCGCUGGAGGAAGAGGAGCCGGGUGGUUUCACGGAGAAAGUCGACGAGGACACACAAGGGCAGGCGGACACACGAGUGCAGAUCACGGCGUGUGUUUCGCCCGGAGGUGACGGGCAGAGCCCGUCGGAUGUGAACAGUGUGGAAGCAGCAGCUCAAGAAGCUAAAGGGACCAACCCGAAAGAUGAGGCCGUGCCGGUGUGCACCAUAUUCAGCCAGGCCAACCAGCCAAAGUCUCUUGUGCCCGAUGGCUUCCAGCCCACCCUCAUCAAGUCCCCGAGCUUCAGCAUGGGGAGUGCCGGAGGAGGCAGUGGGGCAGUUACCCCCAGCAGGCUGACGGCCCCCCUCGUGUGUCAGCCCAGCCCCAGCCUCAGCAAGUUCUUCAAUGACAAUGGACAGGUCAACCCCGCGUCCGACUUCUUCGAUUCCUUUACCGUCCCCUCCUCAUUCAUCUCCAUUUCAAACCCAAAUGCGGAGAUCCCUCCCGGCCCGAGCCCAGCGACCAUAGCCCACACGCCUGAGCACCAGCUCUCCUCGACCUCCUCCACCAUCUCAACCCCCGGAGGCCCUCCGGACUCUGGUGCUCCUACGCCCAGUUCGGUGUUUGCCCCUACGGAAUCCCCCGCCAAGGUCCAACUUCCUCCCCCCCAAGCAGCCCCAACUCCAAGUCAGGCCGCCACUCACCCGCAGCCCUUCAACCAGCUCCGCGCCGCGUUCUCGGGCAGCGAUGACCCCUUUGCGACGGCGCUGAGCCUGAGCGAGGUGGACCGGCGCCAUGAUGCCUGGUUGCCCUCUGAGGAGACCAGGAAGGUGUUGAUCUCCGUGGCCACCCAGCAGUACAGCCCGGCCUACGUAGAGAGCAACAGACCCACCAUGCCUGGACUCAAGUUUGACAACCUGCAGGGCGACGCCGUAAAGGACUUGAUGCUGCGUUUCCUGGGUGAACCGGCAGCGAUGAAGCGACAGGUCCUCACCGCCAACUCCGUGGAGCAGUCCUGCACAGGCCUCCAACGUCUCAUCAGCAGUAAGAACUGGCGUGCUGCGGUGGAUCUGACAGGCCGGCUGCUGACAGCUCACGGUCAGGGAUACGGGAAGGCCGGCCAGCCGAGCGCCCACACCACCGACUCACUGCAGCUGUGGUUUGUGCGGCUGGCCCUCCUCACCAAGCUGAACCUCUUCCAAAACGCUGAGCUGGAGUUUGAGCCCUUUGGCGACCUGGACCAACCGGACCUCUACUACGAGUACUACCCCACCGUGUACCCCGGGAGGAGAGGCUCCGUGGUGCCGUUCUCCAUGCGGCUGCUGCAUGCCGAGCUCCCCCAGUACAUGGCAAAGCCCCAGGAGGCUCUGGACCGCCUGCACAACCUCAAAACCGUCUGCCUAGCUAUCCUUGAGAACCUGGAGAACGGCUUGGCUGAGGAUGGCAGCAUGAUCACCGUAACACAGGAGAACAGGCAAAUGUCACAGCAGCUGUGGAGGUCUCGCCUCAACCGGGUCAUGUACUCAAUGGCCAACUGUCUGCUGCUGAUGAAGGACUACGUUCUGGCUGUGGAGACCUAUUACUCCAUCAUCCAGUAUGAACCCCAGCAGAGGGUGCAGCUCCUCAGCGGCAUAGGACGCAUCUUCUUGCAGAUUGGAGACGUUAAAACGGCAGAGAGGUACUUCCUGGAUGUGGAGACGGCCUGCCAGACGACCGGGAGCCAGCCGGCUCACAUCACCUGCGUGCUGAUGAACAGGGCUUUUGUCUACCUCAGUCAGAACAACUACGGUGACGCGCACGCCUCCUUCUCUGAAGUCUUGAAAAACGACCCAAAAAACCCCGUCGCCAACAACAACGCAGCGGUCUGCCUGCUCUACCUCGGGCGGCUGAAGGAGUCCCUGAGCCAGCUGGAGGGCCUGGUGCAGCAGGACCCGGCGCUCUACCUCCACGAGAGCGUCCUCUUCAACCUGACCACCAUGUACGAGCUGGAGUCGUCGCGCAGCACCCAGAAGAAGCAGGCGCUGUUGGAGGCCGUGGCCUGCAGGGAGGGGGACAGCUUCAACGCGCAGUGCCUCAAGCUGGUCUGAGGGGGGCACUCUCACAGCCGGGGGAUCAGUAAAGGGAGCCCACGCGAGCCCCACAGUGUGGGUUGACACUGUGCAAAGGAGGAAGUCCUCUCCAGAGGUCCCAUGUUCAUUUUACAGAUUAAAUAGUUUGACAUUUUGGGGAAAUGUGCUGACUUGCAGUGAGUUGGUUGAGAAGAUUGAUUCAAGUUGUGUCUGCGAUGUUAAUAUAAAGCUCAUGAUACAGAAAAGAGAAAAGAAUUUGAUGGACUGGACCUUACAUGUGUUAUAAAAGACUCAAUAUAUUUGUAGGAAGGCUUGAAUAUCAAGCAAACGAGCUGAUCUUCUCAUCUGAAGCUCCGUGAGAAGGCAAAUUAAAGCAUUUCCUGAGAACGUCAAAACUGUUGCUCCAAAUUUUUUUAUCGAAAACAAUCGCGGCCCCCCCCCAGCGCCACGGGGCAGCCGUCAGAGCACGUUGCACCCUCGCAGUGGGCAUUACCCCGAGCAGAGACCACUGCAGUCACUAAAAGGAUCUUAUUGGGAAUCUCAGUGUACAUAUCACAGCUGUUCUUUCUGUGUGAUGUUAAGUCUUUUAUUGAUUUGUCCGAGUGGAUCUUUAAUUAUCACAUAUUGUGUUGAUCAUAUUAAUGUGUUUUACCCUAAAUAAAACUAUUAUUUUAAAACUA